AUGGAGGGGGGUGCAAAACGGCUGCAGCAGCUCGCGGCCAGCCGUGGCGCCGCGUGGGACCACAUCGUCAUCGAGAGCUCGGGCGUUGCCGAACCGCGGGAGAUCCGCAACAACCUGCGCGAGGCUCUCGCCACCGACCCAGACGCCCUCAACGGCGCGGCGCUGUCGAGGAUGGUGACUGUCGUGGAUGCCUCCACCUUCCUACAGCAGUUCGAGCGCCGCCAGGCCAUCGGCGACCGGCCCGACCUGGGAGGUGGGGAGAAUGUGCCGAUGCCCAUCCUGGCGGCGCGGCGGCAGGUCGUGGACCUGAUGUGCGAGCAGGUGGAAUGCGCAGACAUUGUCAUCCUCAACAAGGCGGACCUCGUCUCGUCGACCGAGCUGCAGCUGCUCACCGAGGCGGUGGCGCGCCUCAACCCGCACGCCGCAGUCCUCGCCACCCAGUUCGGACAGGUCGACCCCGCCUCCGUUCUGAGUGGCGGGAUGGUGGGCGGCAGCGUGGCGUCGCUCGACAUAGAAAGGGAGCAGUGGCGGCUUGUCCAACUCUCGAUUGGCGGCGGCGAGGGAGCGCACGGCGAGGGCGCGCACGGCGAGAGCGAGCAUGGCCACGGCGACGGCGCGAACGGGCCCGGACACAGCGAGUGUGCACAUGCCCAUGGCGAGUGCGGGCACGAGCAUGGUGAGCGCCAGCAUGGCCACGGCGAACAUGGACACGGUCACGGCUCGGGGCGGGCUGAGGCCGACGGCGGCGGGUGCACUGUGGCUGGCUGCAGCAGCCACGCGCAUAGCCACGGCCACGCCCACCACCAGCAUAGCCACAGCCGCGGCCGGGAGGCGGAGCGCUUUGGCAUCACCUCCUUUUGCUACCGCCGCCGCCGCCCCUUCCACCCACGACGUCUCAUGGGUGUCGGCUUCUCCGACUUUGAGGCGGCGCGCACACGAGCUCUUGCACGAGCCGCUGGCCGGGCCGCGCCCUCCGCCGCCGAUCCCGCCACCGCUGACGCGUCUCCAAUGGCGGCGGUGAUUCGGUCCAAGGGGUUUGCUUGGAUGCAGUCGGCGCACUGGAAGCGCUUCCUGUGGGCGCACGCAGGCCGCCACGUCGAGGCGCGCGACGUGUCCCCCUCGGGCGCCUGCAGGCCCCUCCCGGCCGGACGAUUCCCCCCUGCGACGCAGGUGGCGCCGCACGCGCCCUGGUGGGACGCUGUGAUUCGCGACGAGUGGCCGGCCGGCGCGGCGGACGUCGCCGCCAUCGAGGCGGACAUGGCGGCCGAGUUUGGCGACCGGAGGCAAGAGAUUGUCUUUAUCGGCGUGCAGAUGGACGAGCAGCGCAUCACGGCGCCCAGAGGGGGCGGCUUGCCUCCCCGCAAGAGCUGCGCCUGA
Molecule: messenger RNA, 1377 nt
Organism: Emiliania huxleyi CCMP1516
Lineage: Eukaryota; Haptophyta; Isochrysidales; Noelaerhabdaceae
Exons: 3
Coding region: 1-1377 (458 amino acids)
Source: RefSeq, a predicted model, not a curated record